Messenger RNA from Aplysia californica (California sea hare), 3160 nucleotides. Its product is annotated as mucin-3A. The transcript has 10 exons. Bases 307 to 3012 code for a protein of 901 amino acids. NCBI's taxonomy places the organism in Eukaryota, Metazoa, Mollusca, Gastropoda, Aplysiida, Aplysiidae. The record is from RefSeq and is a predicted model, not a curated record.
CCUGAUAACAACAUUGUUGGAGAAGUUGGCGAAGACUCGUUGAAGAUAACAGAACGAGAAAGCUGAAGACGGAAAACUAUAAAUUGGACAUCAUUGGACUACCCGCUGAAUGAACGAGGAUAGCACGUUAAAAUUAUACUACGCAGUUGGUGACCAGUGCAACGUAAUUGACUGUUUUGUUGGUAAGAGUUUUACGGCGCUCGAAACUCACGGAUUGAAACAGAGUCGCCAAGAGGGGAAGAAUUCUUGCAAAUAAAUAACUGUUUUGUGUGUGUGUGAACUACACGGAGCAGCUGUUCGGGCUACAUGAUAAAGCCAAAUUUGGCGAUGGAUUUCGGAACCGUCUCAAUGAGAAGUCGAGCUGCUACAGUUAUUGUGGUGCUAUCCGUCUGUCUGACUGUUUCCAACGCAAAAGUGGACAACACCACGGGGACCAACGGGUCAGGGGUCAACCAAACACCUCCUGGAAACAACAGUACAGGAAUUGGUCCCACACUGGCCACAGACGUGCAGGUGCAGUCGGAGAUAGAGUGUGCGCGUGUCUGCUUCAUGAACAAGACUUACAGCGACGCCUGCUGCAUGGUUUUAUUCAAGCAUGAACAACAACAGGGCCUGUACUGUGGGUUGAAUAUUGAAUGGAGGGAUCCGGACACAAUCACAAGCAAAGAUGUUGCUGUGCACGUUUACCAACAGGAGAACUCGACCACAGACCUGCAAGCCCCCAGCUGUUCCACCUUCAUAGUGCUUAGUGAGAACCAGACCAGGACUAUGUCAUCUCCCGCCAACGUGACGUCACAACCCUGUCGACUGCUGGUGUCAGCACAGCCAGGCCAGCGGAUCAAAAUGUCCGCCCAGCUGUUAUGUAACCAAGGAUGCACAACCGAAGACGUUUUAUUCAUAGACAAUGUUCUCGGAUUUGAGACGUCAUCGACACAUCAACUAUCGCAACCGAUCGCCGUGUGCCUGGGUUCAAAUUCCAGCCAAUCAGAACACGCGGUGCUUCUUUCGACCAAUGACGGGUACUUUCUGUGGGAGUUGUGGUUAGGUAGCGGAUCUGCAGCCUCGUACAAUAUAACCCUGUCUGCUGAGAGCAUAUCUGACCCUCCAUGCUCCGAAUGUACCCAUUGGACCUCAGGAGUCUCGACAUCGGAAGCUGGCUACCCCUGCAAUCGAGAAUCGAGAUUCAAACCUGUGCCAAAACAUGAUAACCUCACAAAUGUAGCUGCUGAAACCACGACGUCCACAUCUAAUCUGACGUCUCCCACCGAUGAGAUAGGCAACAGUUCACUAACAACUAGAAACAUAGUUCCUACACAUACUUCUGAACUUCCCUCAAACACGAAGCCUUCAGUCGGGACUUCAAUUGCAACACAUUCUGGUAUUCCAACAUUUCAGGCCUCUUACCAUCUAGCAACACCCACACUUCAGAUGCCGUCUCAUAAUUCCAAGACACUUGUAGACCAAGUAUCAUAUGGGAAUUGGGUGGCUUCCACUAAUCCGAUAUCAUUUGAGAAAUCCGCGGUAACUUCAGCAAUAAUAUCUUUUGGAGGUUCAAUAGAAUACUCAGAGAUGGUAUCAUAUGAAAAUUCUGUGAUAUCUUCAGGGCCGAUGCCAUCUCUGAAUCUAACAUUAAACGAACUAGUGGCAUCUGAUAAUUUGGUAAAAACCUCAGUAUCUCCUAAGAAUUUGGUAACAUCUUCAGAACUAGUAUCCUCUGAGAAUUUGGUAACAUCAUCAAAACUAGUAUCCUCUGAGAAUUUGGUAACAACCUCAGUAUCAUCUGAGAAUUUGGUAACAACCUCCAUAUCAUCUGAGAAUUUGGUAACAGCAUCAGUAUCAUCUGAGAAUUUGGUAACAGCAUCAGUAUCAUCUGAGAAUCUGGUAACAGCAUCAGUAUCAUCUGAGAAUUUGGUAACAUCUUCAGAACUAGUAUCAUUGGAGAAUUUGGUAACAUCCUCAGUAUCUUCUGAGAAUUUGGUAACAUCUUCAAUACUAGUAUCAUCUGAGAAUUUGGUAACCUCAUCAGAACUAGUACCAUCUGAGAAUUUGGUAACACCAAUAGAGCUAUUAUCAUCUGAGAAUUGGGUAAUAUCAACAGAGACUUCUGAGAACAUGGUAUCACCUACAGAAUUAGCACCGUCUGACAAUUGGAUGACUACCACAGGACUACAUUCAUCUGACAAUUGGAUGACUACCACAGAACUACAUUCAUCUGACAAUUGGAUGACUACCACAGGACUACAUCCAUCUGACAAUUGGAUGACUACCACAGAACUACAUUCAUCUGACAAUUGGAUGACUACCACAGAACUACAUUCAUCUGACAAUUGGAUGACUACCACAGAACCAAGUUCACAUGAGAAUUGGGUAACAUCUGCAAGACUAAUAUUAUCUGAAAAUUCCGCAACUCACACGAUGAUGUUUGAGACUGGAAACUUAUUAACAGUUAUAGAAACAUUAUCACCUGAGUAUUCAGUGACAUUCACUACACUGCCAUCAUCUGGAUCUUUAAUAAAGCCAUCAGAAACCUUUUCUCCCGGGGGAGUAGUGACCGCUUUUGAGCUAUUAUCCUCUAGAGCUGACGUGGAACCGAUAUCACUGGGAACUGCUUCCAAACCGUUAGCUUCCGGAACCGAACAGGUUUCGAAAAACACGAUUUCCCGUGUGACGUCAUCAAGACCUCCAGCACCUGCCGUGACCAUCAAAGCUUCCUCGACAAUGGUACAAAGUGUAGGAGAGACUUCAGGACCGCCAGAGACCAACGUGAGUACAGCCAGACCCCAUCCACAGGGGUACAGCGGCGGCGGAGGAAGCAGUGCGACAGUGGGGGCGGUUGCGGGUGGUUCUGUCGCUGCUGUAGUAGUGGCCGGCGCAGGGACUGCUGGUCUGCUCGUGCUGUACAGGCGGUGGAGACAGAUGGGGAGAGUGGCGCCCAGAAAACAAACAGCGGAAGAAACCGACCCUGAGAUAGAGAUGCCUAUGUCGCCUUCUCCGAAACCUACAACGACUUGAACUUGAGGCAGCAAUAACGACCAUAACCAGAACUUUCUGCAAUAAUAUUAUUAAUCUAUCGAGUCAUUCAAUCAAUAAAAUUACUUACCGUUGUUCAUACCGUCCAAUAACUUAACAAUAAAUAAAACUGCAGAGCAUUUUCUAAAAA